This is a messenger RNA of Haliotis rufescens (red abalone), 1094 nucleotides long. RefSeq lists its product as uncharacterized. Bases 62 to 643 code for a protein of 193 amino acids. The record is from RefSeq and is a predicted model, not a curated record. The transcript has 4 exons. Lineage: Eukaryota; Metazoa; Mollusca; Gastropoda; Lepetellida; Haliotidae.
AUGACCCUCUAGUUUCCUUUCUCCAGCAAGUGACUGGGGCUGCGUGCUGACUCACCAGAUCAUGGUCAACAACACGCUGUCAGGCGGGGACGCCGUGUCAUGGAUGGUGUAUGAUGAAGGAUGUAUCGUCCCUCAGUACAGUGGGGUUGUGGUUGAAGAACCAAUAUUCCCUGCGACAUCGACUCAAGCCUGUUUCAAGCUUCGUAUGACGUCAGUUGGCAGUGUAACCACUUCACACAUGGGCAUCGUCGUUAAAGCGUCCGUAUCUAAUGGAGCAUGUUCCGGUCUAUCGUGUUCAACUGGAUUUAGUUUGAUCAAAGAGGAUCUCUUCCCUGUGAGAAAACGACGUGAGGCACAGGACACUAUAGUGGGUUACGUCAUCGCCUUUGACGGCAACCCCAAUCUCCAGGGUACACAUCCGGGCUCUCCAAGUCAAGGAAACAGUGGUGGCGUUCAGACAGAGACCGCCGCAACAGCAACUGCAAGCCAGUCCAAGCUCCCGAUGUUUGUAGGAAUCGGUCUUGGUACCGGUCUCUUGGCCCUACUCUCCGCCGUCCUUGGCUACAUCGUCUGCAGACGUCGCAACAACGUCGACAAGGAGAAGGACCUGCCUCAGGGACAUCCUUCUCCUUACUACAAAUAAAUAACCAAGUGACACUUGAGCGUGGAACAGAAAAACAAAAUCUCCGAAAUUUCUAUUCACGCAAGUAAAAAUGAUAACGACGUACUUGGUCAUUUUAUUCCAUUAAACUGCUUUUCAUCGACGGAAACCUUGUUUAGGUUUAAUAUAAAAAAGAUACACCAGUGAUUACCAAUGAAUGACGUCUGAAUUUAAAUUGUGUAAAUCUGUUGUUGAGUUUAACCUGAAUAAAUUCUAAUUUUUGAACUGUUACUAUCUGAAAUAAAUGAGUUGUCUCGUGCCGAGGCUAGCUUUAUCAAAAACACUUCGUCAAACUGAAGUGAGUAUUUGUUUCUUCACUCUUCCUCGAAACAUCUCUUCCAAAUUCGAAGGAACUCAUGUUAAACUUUCAAAUAAGAAAAUAAUGGCGUAUACAUGUAAUUGUAAACUUCCUGCAAUAAAAAGCUGGUGUAUA